AUGUUCAUUGCGCGUACACGGAGAUUUCCAUCACUUUCGACUUUCUUAAUUCAAGCUCGGCCGCGGCAGUUUCCUAUCCAGCCGCGCUUCUCGACAAGAGCGACCAUGUCCGAUACAACUCCCCAACGUCGCCUGCAGAGGCCUGUGAUUUUCGUCUGCGACCUCCAAGACAAGUUCCGCAAUGCCAUCUUCGAGUUCGACAAGGUAGUCAAGACAACAAGCAAGCUCCUUCGUGCCGCCGAGACUCUCAAGAUCCCAGUCUACACCACGACGCAGAACCGCGCACGCCUCGGCGAUACCGUCCCAGAGCUUGCUCCUUUUCUCAAGGAGUCAGACCUGAUCCGUGCCCCCAUCGACAAGACCAAGUUUAGCAUGUGGGUACCGGAGAUCGCUGGGGAGUUCGCCGGAAAGGGAGAACACCAGGUGAUAAUUGUGGGCAUCGAGUCGCACAUUUGCGUGACGCAGACGGCAUUGGAUCUGCUGGCAGCGGGCCACAAGCCCUACGUGAUUGCAGAUGGUGUUAGCAGUUGCAACCGCGAGGAGGUGCCCAUUGCGCUGGCAAGACUGAGGCAAGAGAGCGUCACGGUUACCUCGAGCGAAAGCCUGCUGUAUGAGCUGAUGGGCGACGCGGCAGUCCCCGAAUUCAAGGCCAUUGUGGGACUGGUCAAAGAGACGGGCAAAGACACCAAGGAGAUUCUACAAGCUCUGGUGCCCAAGAUUUAA
Messenger RNA from Colletotrichum truncatum, 723 nucleotides. RefSeq names its product isochorismatase domain-containing protein. The record is from RefSeq and is a predicted model, not a curated record. NCBI's taxonomy places the organism in Eukaryota, Fungi, Ascomycota, Sordariomycetes, Glomerellales, Glomerellaceae.